UGAUAGCCGCCCACUGACAGAUCGCACAGAUGUUUCCUCCCUAGUGAGAAAAUUAAGCACCGCCGUGUUUAAUUCGAGCUACAGGCUUUUUAUCUCAGACUACGCAGCCGAUUCGACUCGAAUCUAUUGCAGAUAUUUCAGCAUCAAUUACAUGCUGGGCAGUGUCCCGACCAUGCGAUACCUAUCGGGGAAGUCAAUAUCCGCCUGUAGGUCCAGGGCCAUCUGUGGCAUUAUUACCCUUGGUUACCCGACAACGUACAAGGUCUCGCGAUGAACAAGGAGAGCCCGUCGACUGUUGCGAGCCUUACGGAGGCAACUAAUCCAAUCCGCUCACCGAAAGAAGAUGAAUCAACAUUGGGGUCCAACUACCCAACUGAUGUCUUCCAGAUCUCGCCUACGGUAGCACUGGGACUGCUGUGCACAGGUGUUGAAAUGCUUGUGGAAUCGUCCGCAGAAGAAGUGGGUUAUUCUCGAGGAGCUGCCGUUCCUGUUCCCGGGCCCCUAGUCCAUAGCGACAGUAUAUCUAGCGGGGAAUCUACGCCAAUAAGGGUCACUGGGUUAUAUCGCUCCACAGACAGCUAUGAUGAAGCAGGUCGUCACCUAAAACAGCAGAGUGUGCUGUCAAAACGAUUCUCUUCGAAACGCCAGCCACCGAUCACGCUGCAGGAGUAUUUGCUGCGUAUGCACAAGUUCUGCCCUAUGUCUACAGGUGUUUAUCUGGCUACAAGCAUGUACAUCAUGAGGAUGGCGACUAUUGAACGGGUGAUAGUCGUCAGCCGGAAGAAUAUGCAUCGUCUGGUGCUUGCUGGACUUCGCGUGGCGAUGAAGUCCUUGGAAGACCUCAGCUAUCCCCACAGCCGCGUUGCUAAGGUUGGGGGUGUGACUGAGCGCGAACUGUCGAGGCUCGAAAUCAGUUUCUGUUUCCUUGCGGAUUUCGAACUACGAGUCGAUGCGGAUAUGCUCGUCGACCAAUUAAGAUUACUCCGAGAGAUAGGCUGUCGCGGGGAUUCCCUCCGUUGAAAUUAGCCUUGAUACGUUCGUGGAGCGAGCAUAGACACUUUUAUCUCCCACUAGGCGAAUGUGCUUUGGAGAGGCCUGCAAGCG
Aspergillus neoniger CBS 115656 is the source of this 1104-nucleotide messenger RNA. Its product is annotated as putative cyclin-dependent protein kinase complex component. The transcript has a single exon. Lineage: Eukaryota; Fungi; Ascomycota; Eurotiomycetes; Eurotiales; Aspergillaceae. Gene Ontology annotation, cellular component: nucleus; cyclin-dependent protein kinase holoenzyme complex. Bases 271 to 1020 code for a protein of 249 amino acids. The record is from RefSeq and is a predicted model, not a curated record. Gene Ontology annotation, molecular function: cyclin-dependent protein serine/threonine kinase regulator activity; protein kinase binding. Gene Ontology annotation, biological process: regulation of cyclin-dependent protein serine/threonine kinase activity.